This is a messenger RNA of Microthlaspi erraticum, 339 nucleotides long. The record is from the annotation of a GenBank genome assembly. Lineage: Eukaryota; Viridiplantae; Streptophyta; Magnoliopsida; Brassicales; Brassicaceae.
AUGGCAACUCCUCUAAGGAAGAGACUAAUGUGGGACUUCAAGAGACUGCAGAAAGACCCACCCGUUGGGAUAAGUGGAGCUCCACAAGAUAACAGUAUCAUGCAUUGGAACGCUCUCAUCUUUGGAUCUGACGACAGUCCAUGGGAUGGAGUUUACGCUGAUGGAAGCAUUUGCUUGGAUAUCUUACAAAACCAAUGGAGCCCAAUAUACGACGUUGCUGCAAUUCUCACAUCGAUACAGUACAGUCUCUGCUAUGUGACCCAAACCCUAAUUCGCCAGCAAACUCGGAGGCUGCAAGGUUGUUCAGUGAGAACAAGCGAGAGUAUAACAGGAAAGUAA